Molecule: messenger RNA, 806 nt
Organism: Adelges cooleyi (spruce gall adelgid)
Lineage: Eukaryota; Metazoa; Arthropoda; Insecta; Hemiptera; Adelgidae
Exons: 5
Coding region: 141-725 (194 amino acids)
Source: RefSeq, a predicted model, not a curated record
GAUACAACACUCCCGUUUCAUUAUAAAAUCGACAUAAGUGUUAUUACAAGUACUAUUAUCGAAUAGUUUCAAAACCGUUUUUACUUCCAAAACUAAUACAGAAAUAUUUUGAAUCCAAGUAUAUUGUUUAAAAAUUUUAAAUGUAUUUAAAAAUUGUCAUACUGUUUUUUUGCGUGGAAUUAUACUUUUUACAAUGUCACUGUGAUGAACCCACUAAAGACCAAAUUGCAACUAUUUCUACCGGUGUCAGGGAUUAUGGAAGAUCCAAGGGCUAUCGUCAUGAAUAUUGGUACACAGGCUUACAAGGUGUAAAAGAGGUCAUUGAAUUAGUAGCAGGGAAACUCAACAAACCGUAUGAACCUUUCAGUCUUGAUGACCUGAAAGAGAAAUUAUCACGUUAUAGAUACACAGUGGAGGAAUGUAAAAGAAACGUCAAAGAAUUCUUAAAUUGUCUAUUCUUCAAUCAGGCAAUGGAGCGCCUGAUAGAUGACCUGUAUAACGAAUAUUCGUGUGACCAGCAAGAUGGCAUAUCCUUUGAUGGGUUAAAAGCACUACUUGGACGUAUACCAGCCGGUUAUAAUAGGAACCCGCCUAAAUUUUCAUAUCUUGAAGAUAAGAGAACUGCAGUACCGUACAAACUGUCAAAAGAUUUCAAAUAUUGGUAUAGGAACGAAAUUUUUUGCAUUAUUUUUGAAUUUUUCUUUCCUGGAUCACGAGUAUAUUGAUUAAUUUAUUAUUUUUUUAAUUAUAUAUGUUGUUUGUCACAUACAGUUAUAGUUUUGGGCCCUAUUCAACAAAGUCCAAAU